Leptosia nina is the source of this 3144-nucleotide messenger RNA. Lineage: Eukaryota; Metazoa; Arthropoda; Insecta; Lepidoptera; Pieridae. The record is from the annotation of a GenBank genome assembly.
AUGAAGAGAAAAAUAUAUUUACUCCACAACCGGAGGACGAACCUUGGGCUGAAUAUCUGUCGUACAUACAAUUUGAGCAUCCUGGCUUGUGAAGAAAGCAAAGUGGCGAAGUCAGAGUCUAAAGUGGUUCUUGUGGUGGAAGAUAGAGAAGGUGAUGGAUGUUGCUGCUCUGGUAUGAGGAUCGGUGACUUGGGAGGAGUUCUGUUAGAGGCAGCGAAGCUGACCAGAUCCUGGUUUUGUCAGAAACCAGAUUACGGCUUCUCGCAAAAAGUCGAUGAGGAGGAGAGCAGCGGCGGGGUAACCCUGCACCCCCCGGACGGGUUCUACUCUCACCAGCACAACAUCCACAGUGGCCACCAUGGCCACCAUGCGGAGCCGGACCGCGGCUACAUGGAGGGCAAUCGAUACGUCACCGCGGUUCAUAGACCUAUGCCUGCAUUAAAUCAUUCGAACUCGUCAUGCUCGUCCACGUCGAACGCGUCUACUGGCGCAGGAUUAUGCGCGGGCGCAGCGGAGCCGGCACCGCCUCUGUACAUCGCAGCACCACCGGAGGGAUUCGGCUUAGCUGUCCAUACGAACAGGCGUGGCACAGACGUGGGAAUCAUUGGCAGUACUGGGAUAACGCAAAAAGAUUCCAGUUUACCCCAAAAAAGGGGGAAACUUACCCGAGGUCGAUAUGAAAUGUCUCAAGAUUUACUGGACAAGCAAGUGGAAAUCUUGGAACGAAGGUACGGUGGGCUGCGCGCGCGCAGGGCCGCUGUUACGAUACAACGCGCCUUCCGCCGAAGGCAACUGCUGAAGAAGUUUAGCGCCAUCACUGCUAUGGCUAAAGCAGCCGACUCCAACGCGAGACGAAUGCAAGAUGGCGACCAUUUGAUGGUUAAUGGUAACGACAUCUACGCCAACACGAUGCUACAGAAAAGUCCUGUAGGAGCUGAAAAGGUUCUGGCGCUCACCAGGCCAAUGCGAUCCAUGUCACUACGGGAGAGACACGAAGUCGACUUGGGGAACCACCUCGGCUGUGACCCGAGCAACGACGUGGACGCCAUGGUAGCACGGGUGCAGCAAUCGGCUCAUCAAAUACACAUGAUAGCCAACGAGAUGCCUCCACAUAGGGGCGACACCGAUAGUGGGGUUUGCAGCUGUUCCGUGAGUGGCUCUGUGACGAACAUAUCGACGUCAUCAUCACACAAUGAAUCUCUACAUAAUCACCAGUUAUUGAAUAAUUCAGGUCCAAUAUACGGUAAUCUACUCUCAUCCGGUGGAAAACCACUCUCUAUUACACUGAAUGCGGAGAGUCCAGUUUCACUUCGCCGCGCGGAAUGCGGUGGGGCGGUUGUACGCGGCGGUUCGAUGUCCUCGGUGCAAUCAUCCUCCUCAUCCUCCUCCCAAGAACACAGACAUUAUCACCAGGUCUACCAGCCUAGGCAGCAGGAACCACACAUCCACAUCCCCGAACAGCAGUUCCAACACAGUCGCACAGCAUCCGGGACGCUGUAUGAAGGGGACCGUUUCAAUGUGUGGAAGAGGCAAGAAGCUCCCCCCUACUACGAGGCCCCGCCGCCUGCCACCUGCUGCAGACCGCAGCAUGAACAUCAGCACACCCAUCAACAACCCUUAAAGGUGUCAGAAACAGUACGUAAACGUCAGUACCGGGUGGGUUUGAAUCUGUUCAAUAAGAAACCUGAGCGGGGUAUUGGAUACUUAAUUUCUCGUGGGUUUCUGGAGAACUCUCCACGUGGUGUAGCGAGAUUCCUCAUCACGCGUAAGGGUCUAAGCAAGCAGAUGAUUGGAGAAUACCUGGGCAACCUGCAGAACCAGUUCAACAUGGCUGUGCUAGAAUGUUUUGUGAACGAACUGGACCUAUCCGGAAUGGCUGUGGACGUCGCGUUACGGCGUUACCAAGCUCACUUCAGGUUGCCUGGUGAGGCGCAGAAGAUAGAACGGCUAGUGGAGGCUUUUGCGCGCCGUUACUGUGUCUGCAAUCCCGAUUUUGUGCAGAGGCUACGAACCCAAGAUACGAUUUUCGUUUUGGCAUUCGCUAUAAUAAUGCUGAAUACGGAUUUGCACACGCCGAACCUCAAACCCGAAGCCCGUAUGUCGCUGGACGACUUUGUACGGAACCUACGCGGUAUCGACGACUGUGGGGACAUAGAUAGAGACAUGUUGGCUGGAAUAUACGACCGGGUGAAGUCUAGCGAAUUUAGACCUGGCAGCGACCAUGUUACUCAGGUGAUGAAAGUCCAAGCGACAAUCGUGGGCAAAAAACCACACUUGGCGCUCCCACAUCGGCGACUCGUGUGCUACUGUCGGCUUUACGAAAUACCUGAUAUUCACAAGAAGGAGAGGCCUGGUGUGCACCAAAGAGAGGUGUUCCUAUUCAACGAUCUGUUAGUGAUAACUAAGAUAUUUAGCAAGAAGAAGUCUUCAGUGACGUACACGUUCCGGCAGUCGUUCCCCCUUUGCGGAAUGCUUGUCAACCUCUUCUCUGUGCCACAUUAUCCAUUUGGGAUUCGACUAUCGCGUCGUGUGGACGGACGCCGUCUAGCGACAUUCAACGCUCGUAAUGAGCAUGAUAGGUGUAAGUUCGCGGAAGACCUACGAGAGAGCAUCGCAGAAAUGGAUGAGAUGGAAGCUAUGAGAAUCGAAGCGGAACUGAACAGAGGAAAAGGCCGGACUACCGCCAAUAACACGAGAAAUGUCAUGGAGAACCGAGACAGCGGAGUGGCCGAUGUUGAGAUCGAUCAUCAGCAGUGUAUGGAUCACAUGCACAUUCACGGAGUGGUCCCACCACCCCCAAGUUGUCCGGCGCCCGCGGCCCCUCGGGCAUCCCAUCCACCCCCCACUACUAUCGUCAAACGGAACGUACUCAGCAACUCGCUCGUCGAUAUAAAUGAUCCUGUGGCUUUAGCAGCUGAGCGGCUACAGCGACGCGGAUCUGUAGGUUCGCUUGACAGCGGUAUGUCUGUCUCUUUCCAGCAAGGUAGCCGUUCUGCUCUACACGCUACAUCACCGAGACACCCGCCCGAACAACGUUCGCCAGGUCGCUUAUUCGGAGGCAUAUUUCCCGGCCGUCAACGCAAGCUGAGCGCAUCCGGUAUCCCGGACACCAAGAGUCAAGUCGGCAAGAGCACAGAAGUCUAA